UGCUUUCAUAUCUAUGAAUUAGUUUGGUAUGUAAAGUCGUAUACAAGAAAUGGUGUUUGAAACUAAAACGAUUUUACUGUUCCUCAUGGUGUCGUCUGAAAAUUUUUCGCUAUUAAAUAAUUAAUUGACGAGUGCAUAUAUUUACCUAUCAUUUGUAUAUUGUGGCUUAUAUUUUGACCACCGGAUAUUUCAUGGUCGAGGCACCACGAUUAUGGAGUUCUUACAAGAUUGAUCUAUAUAGCGAGCUUCGAAAGGGUUUAAACUAUAAACAGGACCUUUAUGCCUUCUACGACUUAAGUCAUAAACAUUUUUAGCAAUGAAUGCAACGUUCCAUUCAUAUAGAGACAUACUAGCGGCACAUCAUCAAGACUCAUCUAGUCCCGAGAACUUCGCCCCCAUAGUAAUUGAUUAUCGGAACUCGAAUCACACUAAGGACAUUGUCGAAACCAACUCGAAUAUAUCUUCGUCUCAGCUAUCGUUCAUGGACGAAUCUUCAAACGAUUUCAAUAAUCAACAGCUAAUUCACUCUAACUCCCUCAUUAAAGUGUGUGGUGGUUGUGGCGAUAAAAUAAGUGAUAGAUAUCUUUUAUACGCUCUAGACAGAUACUGGCACAAUGGUUGCCUUAAAUGUCACUGUUGCGGCGCUAUGCUAGCAGAAGUGGGCUCCAGCUGUUUUACAAGGCGAGGCCUGAUUCUUUGCAAAAAGGAUUAUUCCAGUAUGUUUGGCUGCUCUGGAGUUUGUUCUGGUUGUGGCGAAACUAUUCCUCCGAGCGAACUAGUAGCGAAAGCCCUAACUGGCAUAAAUAAUAUUGAUUUACAAAAUCAACAAAAACAAAUAAUUAAUUGCGUAUUUCAUCUAAGGUGCUUUAGUUGUGCUAAGUGUGGAUCAAGUCUGCGCCCAGGCGACAGGUAUACUAUGUUAGGAGCAAGCUUGGUGUGUGAGCAGGAUUGGCACAAGUUACUUAAGGGCCCCGCUAACUCGAAUGGAACGCUCGGACAAAGGAAAGGCAAGGUGGGAAGGCCGAGAAGAUCAAAGGACUAAUCAAAUUUAAAUGUCACAUAAAAUAUAUACAUAUAU
Molecule: messenger RNA, 1078 nt
Organism: Drosophila serrata
Lineage: Eukaryota; Metazoa; Arthropoda; Insecta; Diptera; Drosophilidae
Product: LIM domain transcription factor LMO4.2
Source: RefSeq, a predicted model, not a curated record